This is a messenger RNA of Racocetra persica, 233 nucleotides long. NCBI's taxonomy places the organism in Eukaryota, Fungi, Glomeromycota, Glomeromycetes, Diversisporales, Gigasporaceae. The record is from the annotation of a GenBank genome assembly.
AUUAUAAUGGGGGUGAAGCUGCAGAUGGCAGAAUGAAUGAAUCUGGAAAAGAUUACCACGAAAGUAAAAUCGAAAAUGAAAAAGAUGAACAAAAAGCAUUUGUUCAAUAUCAAAACCUCAGGAAAAUGAGUUGUGGUAAUGAAACACGUGAUCACAAGUGUGAUGAUAAGAAUAAACGAUACAUUGGAUUAGAAGGAGCAUCUAUGAGUCACCCAAGCACCAUACGACAUUAA